Aureobasidium melanogenum CBS 110374 is the source of this 1401-nucleotide messenger RNA. RefSeq names its product mannan endo-1,6-alpha-mannosidase. Bases 1 to 1401 code for a protein of 466 amino acids. NCBI's taxonomy places the organism in Eukaryota, Fungi, Ascomycota, Dothideomycetes, Dothideales, Saccotheciaceae. The record is from RefSeq and is a predicted model, not a curated record. The transcript is spliced from 4 exons. Gene Ontology annotation, biological process: carbohydrate catabolic process; fungal-type cell wall biogenesis. Gene Ontology annotation, molecular function: mannan endo-1,6-alpha-mannosidase activity.
AUGACACGUUCAACAUUACCGCAACGGUUGUUGCAGGCAGUAUUGCUAUGUCUCUGUACAGCGUAUACCAAUGCUCUGACCUUGGACACGACCAGUGCAGAUUCCAUUAGGGAGGUCUCGUCGCAAGUCGCAUACGGAUUGAUGAAGUGGUAUACCGGCAACCACACUGGAGAUGUACCUGGAAACUUGCCUGCGCCAUACUACUGGUGGGAGGCUGGCGCAAUGUUUGGAGAGAUGGUCGAAUACUGGUACUACACUGGAGACACAACAUACAACGCCGAGGUCAAGCAAGCCCUGUUACAUCAGGUUGGAGACAACAACGAUUACAUGCCGGCCAAUCAGACAAAGAGCUUGGGAAACGACGAUCAAGUUUUCUGGGCCUUCGCCGCAAUGACAGCUGCUGAAGUCGGUUUCGAAGAUCCUCCGGAAGGCUCCCCCUCGUGGCUAUCGCUAGCACAAGCCGUUUUCAACGAGCAAACAGAUCGAUGGGACACUGCAUCCUGCGGUGGUGGUCUUCGCUGGCAGAUCUACUCCUUUAACGUCGGGUACAACUACAAGAACGCCAUCUCUAACGGAGGUCUUUUCCAUCUCGCUGCUCGUCUCGGUCGCUAUACCGGCAAUCAGACAUAUAUCGACUGGGCCAACAAAGUCUGGGAUUGGUAUGAAGAUUCGGCUCUAUGGGACGCAAAAGAUUACAAGAUUCUCGAUGGUGCAAGCACAACAACCAAUUGUUCUCAGGGCAGUCAAGAGCAAUGGUCUUACACAUACGGUGUUUUCCUGGCCGGCUUUGCCUAUAUGUACAACCACACUGAGAACGACAUCUGGCUCAAUCGUAUCGACGGCAUGCUAAACACAACGACUGCCACCUUCUUCCCUGCGAACAUGGGUCCCAACAUCAUGGUCGAGACGACUUGCGAACCCCUCGGAAACUGCAACAACGAUCAAAAAUCCUUCAAAGCCCAUCUCGCUCAGUGGAUGGCCGUUACUGCACAACUUGCUCCUAAAUACCAUGACAGAAUAUUCGAUCUGCUGGCGCCAUCUGCUAAAGGCGCUGCCGGACAGUGUGACGGUGGAUCAGAUGGCAUGACCUGCGGCAAGAGGUGGAAUAGUACCGUCUGGGACGGCACCUACGGCGUAGGUGAACAAAUGAGCGCUCUAGGUGUGAUUCAGACAAACAUGAUCAAUGUUGUGUCUUUGAAGCCGCCAUAUACAUCAGUCUCUGGCGGUACCAGCAAGAGCGAUCCAAAUGCUGGUACUGGCUCAAGUGGCACAUCGUCUUCAAACGGUCAGGCGAUUGUUUUGUCGACUAUAACUCUCGGUGACAGAGCUGGUGCUGGUGCUAUCACUGCUGUCAUUAUUCUCUUCACUCUUUGCGGAACAGCCUGGUUGCUGAUCGCUUAA